Molecule: messenger RNA, 1153 nt
Organism: Zingiber officinale
Lineage: Eukaryota; Viridiplantae; Streptophyta; Magnoliopsida; Zingiberales; Zingiberaceae
Product: probable peptidyl-tRNA hydrolase 2
Exons: 8
Coding region: 91-729 (212 amino acids)
Cellular component (GO): cytosol; mitochondrion
Molecular function (GO): peptidyl-tRNA hydrolase activity
Source: RefSeq, a predicted model, not a curated record
AAGCUGACCUUUAUCGAGAGCUGUGAACCCGGCUGUUUUAUCGUCGUCCCGUGGAGAAUAAAAGCACAGAAACGGCCGAUUGUCGAGUCGAUGGUGCCAUUUGGGCGAAAGCAAUCCAUGCCUUCCAAGCACAAGGAGGAGGAGCCAUGGCUCGCUCGCAGUUUGAAGCCGGAGAACUUUCUCCCCGGACUACUAAUCGGUUUCCUCAUGGGCUUGUUUUUUGAUCUUUCAGCAUCGCGCGCUAGUUAUCAUCCCAAGCCCAAGUCCUCAUACCGUACGAACAAACGCGGACCGGGGGCGGAGGCUGUUUCUUCAUCUCCUGCCGGACUUGGCGAAGAGCUCAAAAUGGUCCUAGUUGUCCGGCAAGAUUUGAAGAUGAGUGUUGGAAAAAUUGCUUCUCAAUGUGCUCAUGCAGCCACUGGCUUGUACGUGGACUUGCUUCAAAGCCAUCGCUCUCUUUUGAGAGCAUGGGAACAAUAUGGGCAAGCUAAAAUAGUGUUAUCAUGCAAGAAUCAGCAAGAGAUGAAUAAGCUGAAGGAAAUAGCAGACCGUUGUGGCUUGCCAACUUUUAUUGUAGCGGAUGCUGGGCGCACGCAGGUUUUAGCAGGAUCAAGGACAGUACUUGCCAUUGGACCAGGGAGCCUUCGCACAACGGUAAAGUUAUUGUCAUGUGACCAAAAGAUCACGGGUUCGAAUUUUGGAAACCGCCUCUUGCAAAAAGCAGGGUAAGGCUGCGUACAAUGGAUCCUUCUCCGGGACCCCGCGUGACGGGAGCUUUGUGCACCGGGUUGUCCCUUUUUUUUUUUUUUAUGCUGAGAUACAACUUGAUGUGGCUUCCAUUUUCUUUUGUGGGUUCUAUGUGGAAGCUUUAGACAGACCAAGCUUUAGCCUGAGAAAUCCCAAAACAAAAAGCUGAAAAAAGAUCAUAUUCAUGUGGCUGUAUUUUUGCUUCAUAUUUCAUGUGGCUAUUUUUAUGCUUCAUAUUACAUAUGCCGCAUGAUUUGAGAACUUUUUAUAUAUGACUGCAAUGAAAUUUGUGCAAUUUCUGUUAUUUGUGGUUGACUAAUAGGGAGAAAAGCAGAUAUUGAUUCAGUAACUGGAAAAUUGCGGUUGUUGUGACAAUCUGGACAAUCAUUCGGCAUGUUAAGUUAAG